GACGGUAGCCGAUAAGAGCCGUCGUGCCGUCGUCCGUAAACGAUCAAUGUGGGUCCGGCAGCUGGUUUGAUUGAGCGAAGCGUUAGCUCUGCGCGCGACGCGUUUGUGAAGCCGUUGUCCAAAAAGGGCCGGGCGAACCGUCCAGUUGUGCAGAGCUACUUUCACAAGACCGUUAACCGCCAUGGAGGUGGACGAGGUACCAGCAAAUGUGAUGGCUGCUUCGGGCACCACAGGCAGUGUGUGUGUCUCGUUGCACCCGCUAGUGAUUAUGAACAUUUCCGAGCACUGGACGCGAAUAAAGGCCCAGGAAGGCAAGGCGCAGCAAGUUAUUGGUGCCCUCAUUGGCAAGCAGAAGGGUCGCAGCAUCGAAGUCAUGAACUCCUUCGAGCUUGUGUUCAACACCAUUGAGGGGAACAUUGUGAUUGACAACGAUUACUACAAUGUCAAGGAGCAGCAGUUCAAGCAGGUGUUCAGCGACCUGGACUUUCUUGGCUGGUACACAACGGGAGGCCCACCGACCGAGUCGGACAUCCAGGUGCAUCGGCAGAUAUGCUGCAUCAAUGAGAGUCCCGUGCUGCUUAAGCUGAACCCGCAGGCACGUCACAGUCAGCUGCCUGUGGCCAUGUACGAGUCAGUCAUCGACCUGGUCAAUGGGCAGGCCACCAUGCUUUUCGUCGAGCUGCCCUAUACGCUAGCCACUGAGGAGGCUGAGCGCAUUGGUCUUGACCACAUGGCACGCAUGUCAGCUGCCGGCGAGUCUGGCGAAAGCUCCCUUGUGGCCCAGCACUUGCAGGCCCAGCACAGCGCCAUCAAGAUGCUGCACAGCAGGGUGCGCCUGGUGCUGGAGUAUGUGAAGGCAGUGUCCGCGGGCACCCUGCCGGCCAACCACGAGGUGUUGCGGGAUGCGUUUAGCCUCUGCCACCGGCUGCCCGUGCUGCACACGCCCAGCUUCCAGGGCCAGUUCUACAACCAGUGCAACGAUGUAGCCCUCAUGACCUACCUGGGCACCCUCACCAAGGGCUGCAACACCAUCAACCAGUUCGUCAACAAGUUCAACCUCCUGUACGACCGACAGGGAAUGGGACGACGCAUGGGCCGGGGACUCUUUUUCUAGGAACUGUGCCGUUUUUCGAGUGACAGCACAGAAUGGAAGCGCACCAAACAAGCCCAACAAGCAAGCUCACUGGAUGUGCGGUAUCGUCACCUGUUAGACAAAACGAAGAAACUCUCAGAAUGAGCAAAUCCUGCUCGUCAAUGGUGCCAUCUGUUGUGCAUGCCUGUGAGCAGACUGUGCUUCUCUCUCGCUCUCUUUUUUUCUUCUAAAUCUUGUGAUGCAGUUGGCAUCGCAGCAAUGUAUACACGCAGUGCGUGUGCAUAGCAGCCAUUCAAAUUUGUUGGAAAGAAUGUUGCUUCACUUCUUUUCUUCUUUUUCUAUUUGAGUAAAUGCAACAAUUUUUGGCCGAGGCGAGCAGUAAUAAACAAAGUGGUGAUCACAA
Dermacentor andersoni is the source of this 1496-nucleotide messenger RNA. RefSeq names its product COP9 signalosome subunit 6 (gene CSN6). The record is from RefSeq and is a predicted model, not a curated record. NCBI's taxonomy places the organism in Eukaryota, Metazoa, Arthropoda, Arachnida, Ixodida, Ixodidae. Gene Ontology annotation, cellular component: COP9 signalosome. Gene Ontology annotation, molecular function: metallopeptidase activity; protein binding. Gene Ontology annotation, biological process: protein deneddylation.